This is a messenger RNA of Anopheles cruzii, 537 nucleotides long. Its product is annotated as U6 snRNA-associated Sm-like protein LSm4. The transcript has 4 exons. Lineage: Eukaryota; Metazoa; Arthropoda; Insecta; Diptera; Culicidae. Gene Ontology annotation, biological process: spliceosomal snRNP assembly; P-body assembly; nuclear-transcribed mRNA catabolic process. The coding region runs from base 70 to 537 and encodes 155 amino acids. Gene Ontology annotation, cellular component: spliceosomal tri-snRNP complex; U6 snRNP; P-body. Gene Ontology annotation, molecular function: U6 snRNA binding. The record is from RefSeq and is a predicted model, not a curated record.
AAACGAUGAGCAGAAGUCUGCAGCGUUCGUUUCUUUUGCCCUUCGUAUAGUUAAAAUAGUUUCUUCAAAAUGCUGCCCCUGUCCCUCUUGAAGACGGCGCAGAGCCAUCCUAUGUUGGUGGAGUUGAAAAAUGGCGAAACAUAUAACGGACACCUGGUGAGCUGUGACACCUGGAUGAAUAUUAAUCUGCGGGAGGUCAUCUGCACCUCAAAGGAUGGUGAUAAGUUUUGGCGUAUGCCCGAGUGCUACAUCCGUGGCAGCACGAUCAAGUAUCUGCGCAUACCGGACGAAGUGAUCGACAUGGUGAAGGAGGAUGUGCAGGCUAAAUCGCGUAGCCGCGCCGAGAUGAACAAGGGCGGACGGAACCAAAACCAAGGCCGUGGUGGCGGUGGGGGAGGAGGCGGUGGCGGCGGCGGUGGGGGAGCUGGUGGGCGAAACAAUAUGAACUCCAACAACCGCAACACCUUCGGCGGCAAUCGGGGCGGCAACCGUGCCGGAUUGGGGAACCCGAAUCGAAACGUUCAAAAUAAGAAAUAA